Molecule: messenger RNA, 351 nt
Organism: Lathyrus sativus (Indian pea)
Lineage: Eukaryota; Viridiplantae; Streptophyta; Magnoliopsida; Fabales; Fabaceae
Source: the annotation of a GenBank genome assembly
AUGGAAGGAUAUUUAGAAGUAGUUUCUUCUAACUGGAAGGUACCUCUAUUGCUAGGGGAAGCUAUGCACACUGUUUGGAAAAAAAUGAAAAACACUCCAACCAUUAUUAGAUUGAAAAGCAAACCCAUUUCAGGUAUAAAGUUGCAACAUGAGAAUGAGAGAGAAGCCCUUAAAGAGGCAGAGAUGGAGCUUCUGGAGGAUAGAAUAGACCCUCGCAAAAUUGAUAAAGUAAAAAAAUGUACUGGCAAGGUGAUCAAGUGGAACACUAUUGAAGAACAAGCACUUAUACAAAGAGCUAAAAUUGAUUGGCUGAGACUAGGGGAUGGAAAUAAUGCUUAUUUCCAAGCCUAA